GCCCGCAAUCACUUCUUCAGACCGUGUUUUGACGCGUCUCAGCACCCCAUCCUACUCGAGAUGACGAAAGACAGAUGUCUCCUGCCACCGUCAAUAACCUGAACGAGCACCUUGCCUGGUUGUUGCGCGAAAAGCCAUUCACGCCUCCGCCGCCACCUGUCGUGUCUUCUUCCGACGUAUAUCACGAGGAUGGUCGUGAGAGAUCCUCGGGCUCUUCCACUGGACAAGCUGCAAGUCUGACGGUCGCUGCCGUGCAUAGUCCCCCAAGAGAUACAAACGGAGGACAAGCCGGGGGUUUAGAGAUGGCCCGGCUGAGGGCUGCGCCGACGUCCGCUUCGAAGCCGCGACUUCUUCUCGGCGGAGAGAAACGAAGCGAAAGCGCUUCGAACGGACGGCAGAAGCUAGCGAGUUCCAGCUCACCUUCCGGCUCGCCGGUUUCCAGGAUUCGUUCCACGCCCGUGGCGACGAAGAACACGGCCGCUUUGGACGCUGCAGACGUAGUCUCGUUAGAUCUUACCGGCCACUUCAGUCCAAAAACCGUGCGCAGGAAAAGAAAGAGCGAGGAGAUAACUCAUCCGUGCUCGCCCAGCCGCUCGCGCAGAUCACCCAAGGUUGCACGAACGUUGGCGGCAGCAUCGGGGGACGAAGGUUUCACUUCGAUCGAUGAUGUAUACCCGAAUGAACCUCCGCCGCCAUACGCAACAUUGGCGCCUGGGUCACAGACGCCGCGCGGCGCGUUUGCCCCAGUGCAAUGCCUCAAAUCCCCACCCGUUCAUCCGUCUCCGUUUGUUGAGGCUACGGACGAGGAGAUAGAGCAGGCAAUAGCAUUCGAAGAAGAGAUGCAAGUGAUGGAGUCUCCUACGAGGCCUCAGAGGGUGGUUGUCUCACCCGCGGUCAAAUCGAAAACGCCGGUGUCGAGCAGCACUGCUCGCAAAAGAAUAAUUGCAGAUUCGGAUGAUGAAGGUUCACCUGACAAAUCCCUCAAGACUCUGACCCCUGUCGCAUCGACAGCACACCUGACUGAAGACGAUGAAACCCUGCUCAGGAAAGUGCUUGAGCUGACAGAUACUCCGAUCACGCUCGCAGAGCGCCGCCUGAUCAGAGAAAGAGAGGAACUGGUGCCGCAGCAAAUGGCUUACGUAGAAUUGCACGACGAAGUCUCGCCCGAGCUUCAAAGAAAGCUGGUCAUGAACAAGAAUCAGCUUGACGCCUUGAAGCAGCUCGUGGAAACGCGUAUCAUGCAUGCAAGACACACGGCAAAAAAGACGGAGCUUCAGAAUCAGAUGAUGGCGGCUAUUCGCGAGGGUAUUGAUCUAUCCAUUGAGGACCAGGCGAACAACAGGAAGCUCAAGGAGCUGAUCAAGCAAAACGAGAUAGACAUGCUUCAAGUCCUGAAGGUGCCGGGCCUCUAUGGCACUCUUGGAGAACUACUCUUAGGCUCUAACCGGGCUCCAGUUCAGGUCAAGUCGACGCAGCCCCCUUCGGCAAUUCUGCAGUCUCGAGACGUGAUUCCUGAAUCGAGCGUCGUCUCUAGUGCUUCAAGGAUCAAGCAGACUCAAGCAAAUCCGCGAUAUAGCCCGUCGAAGAAUGCUUUUGCAGGCGCCCAAUGGAGCAUGAAGCCGGACGAGCCCCUUUUUAGACCUGGCAGCCAGACUAGUCAGACAAUGCUCAAGGCUAGCACAAGCACCACGUCCAACGGGUUGGCUGGCAGAAGUAAUACUGAUGGUUUAUCGGGGAAUGAGAAGAGAAUCGAGACUCAAAUGCGACCGCCGAGGCCUGCUAUGGCACAGGCUAGUGCUUCAAAACUCAAUGAGCGACCGUCCAUGUCGGGCAGAGCGACUCCCACGUCUUUGCCCUUUAAGAAGCCGACCGUCCCGAUUGAGUUUGAUGAGAACGAUUUUGAUGACGAUGAAGUUCUAUUUGCAAAUAACAUGGGAACCCCACCGAGGCAAAUAGCAUCGGAGGAAGACGAUUUUGAGUUUCCCGAGGAAGACAUGCUCCAAGCAGACGAUUUUGACAACUGCGAUACCAGUCUGCCUUCCAUGGAAGCUCGAGUUCCAAAGACACUACCUGGUUCAGUCCAAAAUGAUGGAGCUGGAUCCAACCCGUUCGUAACGAACAAGCCAGCGAAAAAGCAAUCGACCACUUUGGAAGGACCUCUCAUGCAGCACCCGUGGUCGAAGGAGGUGAAGGCCAAACUCAAAGAUGUCUUCAGGCUGAAGGGUUUUCGGCCGAACCAGCUUGAGACCAUCAAUGCUACCCUGGCUGGGAAAGACGUGUUCGUUCUCAUGCCCACCGGUGGUGGCAAGUCUCUAUGCUACCAACUUCCGGCUGUGGUGACGUCGGGAAAAACACGAGGUGUCACCGUAGUCGUUUCGCCACUCUUGAGUCUCAUGGAGGACCAGGUUCAGCACCUUCGCAAACUUCACGUUCAAGCCCUUUACCUCAACGGCGAAUGCAGCAGUGAGCAACGCAACAUGAUAUUCGAGGCGUUCAGGGAAAAUCGGCCCCACGACUUCAUCCAAGUUCUAUACGUCACGCCAGAAAUGCUGAGUAGCAGUCGCAGUGUAGUGAACGCUUUGGAACGACUGCACCAGCGUGGUUUCCUGGCAAGGCUGGUAAUCGAUGAAGCUCAUUGUGUCAGCCAGUGGGGUCACGACUUUCGGCCAGACUACAAGCAGCUAGGUGAAUUUCGACGGCGCUUCAAAGGUGUCCCGGUAAUGGCAUUGACCGCCACGGCGACAGAAAACGUCAAGCUUGAUGUCAUACAUAACCUCGGUAUGACAAACUGCGAGCAAUACAAGCAGAGCUUCAAUCGACCUAACCUCCAUUAUCACGUGCUUAAAAAGGAAAAAGGUGUCCUGAACGAAAUCGCCAAACUGAUAAAGGAGAAGUACAGGCAGAAAUGCGGAAUUGUAUAUUGCUACUCGAGGAAGAACUGCGAGAAGGUAGCCGAGGAUUUGCGCGAUAAGUACAACAUCAGAGCACAACAUUACCACGCCGGGAUGGAAUCCAGUGAGAAGAAAGAAAUUCAGAGAGACUGGCAGGAGGGACGCUGUCAUGUUAUUGUCGCAACGAUUGCUUUCGGUAUGGGCAUCGACAAGCCAGACGUUCGCUUCGUCAUUCAUCACACGCUCCCAAAAUCGCUCGAAGGUUACUAUCAAGAGACAGGCAGAGCUGGUAGAGACGGCCUUGUUUCAGGUUGCUACUUGUUCUACAAUUACGGCGACACAAACUCAAUGAAAAGGCAGAUCCGAGAUGGAGAGGGCAGUCAGGAGCAGAAAGCCAGACAGUACCGCAUGUUGAACGACGUUGUGGCAUUCUGCGACAACAGGGCAGACUGCCGUCGUGCGCAGGUCUUGAGAUACUUCAACGAGGCCUUCAACGUGGCUGACUGUAAUGACACCUGCGACAAUUGUUCAUCGAAGGCGACUUUUGUGGAACAAGAUUUCACUGACAUUGCAUCCGCUGCGUGCCGUCUCCUUCUAGCUUUGAAAGACGAGAAGGUCACAAUGAGGCAAUGCAUCGAGCUCCUUCGAGGAACUAAGACGAAGGGCAUUGCCGAGAGAUACAGGCGACUUGAUGGUGCCGGUGCCGCCCGUGGUGUCGAUAUAGGCGAGGUUGAGCGACUUUUCCACCGCCUCGUUGUCGAGGGAGCGAUUUUCGAGUACAACGAGAUGAACAAUGCUGGUUUCCCGCUCGAAUACAUCACGGCUGGUCGCAAUAUCAGGCAAUUCAUUGAAGGGAAGAGGGAUCUCCGCUUGAACAUACGUGUGUCACCGAACAAGAGAGCACCCCUCACGAAACCAAAGAGCAAGUCGAAAAAGCAGGCAAUCAACGAAACAGAUAGCGCGAUAAGUCGCACCGACUUCGCAUCAACCUAUGUCUCCUCACCUAUCCGCCAUUCGACGAGUGUUAAAAAGGGGCGAAAACAGAGCUACAUCGACAUCGAGGCAGAAGGCGACGAGACCGAGAGCGACGAUGCGUUUGAUCCAGUCCAGCAGCUUCAUCCCAACGGAUACAGCCGUGAUUCGUUUGUCGUUGACGACGACGAUGAAGAUGAAGAUUACGUCGACGAUGACGAAGUGAUCGUAAAGAGCAGGUCUGGCUACAGAAACUCGAAAUCUCGUUCAGUCGGCCCGCCCAUCACUGGAGAUGCGGUUAUGGACUCACUGGAGCCGAGCCGCAGAGAGUUCGUGAACGAGUUCGUCGCCAACGCUCGUCAUCUUGGAAGUUCGAUCAUGAUAAGCAAGUCCUUGCGCAAUCAGCCGUUCUCUGACACCAUUCUCAGAGAGGUGGCCAUCAAGAACAUCAAAGGCAAGGAUCAGAUGCUUCGCAUCGACGGCGUCAGACCGGAAAUGGUGGCGGCCUACGGAGACAAGUAUUUGAAGAUCUUGCGAAAUCUCGAGGACUUGUACCGUGACACAGGUCGUGCUUACGAAGAAAAGCCAUACGACCCAAAUCACCGUGUCACUGAAGUUGUUGACCUCUGCGACAGCGAGGACGAUGACGCUGAGUAUGGCGAGGCUCUUGAGCUCGAUGAUUUUGAUGACGAGGAAGACGAGGACACGGGUCCGAGCAGUUAUUUCGCGAAAGCGCCGCCGCCAGCCCACGACUCUCAAAACAUGGCAGCAAAGAGAUGGCAAGAACAAUACGACGCACUCCAGGCAUCCGGCCCCCCUGCACGUCAAAGUUCUUCACGUGAGAUGAGUGGGAAGAAGCCCAAGUCGCCGAUCAGACGGAAGGCUUCAUAUGCUACUUCGAGGAAGGCUUCAGGCGGGAAACCUGCGUGGCUGCAGAAGAAGUUUGCCGGCGCGACUGGUGGGACUCAAAGAAAAGGCAUAGCCAAGAAGAGAAAAUCGAAUGAGAGCAAUACACGAGCAACGAUAAGCACGGGCGGGGGCUCGAGAGGUUCAGCCGGCGCUGGUCCCGUUCGUGGUGGGAUUGGACUGAUGCCGACGUGACAUUUACGUGACGGUCUGAAGAUUAAAUGCUGCUUGCACAUUGUGGAGCUGUAGACAUGGCGCACUCUCAGGAGUCUAGGAUUGCUGAUAACGGAGAAAAGGAGUGAGAAAAAACAAGAGUUAGAAACUUGAGCAUUGAAUCUAAACAUGCUGUAUCACCGUUUGCACGGCCUCUCUGUGCGGAAAUCAAUGGGUUGUUUUCCAAAGUGACGCACGAACGGCAUGCCGGCCAGGUUCGAGUCUCUCAAAUGCUCGUAGUCAAAAAAUGCAUGGUAGCAUAAAUCUUUUUUGGUGAUCUUCCUCUUU
Messenger RNA from Verruconis gallopava, 5270 nucleotides. RefSeq lists its product as uncharacterized. Gene Ontology annotation, molecular function: 3'-5' DNA helicase activity; four-way junction helicase activity; ATP binding. The record is from RefSeq and is a predicted model, not a curated record. Bases 75 to 4964 code for a protein of 1629 amino acids. The transcript is spliced from 3 exons. Gene Ontology annotation, biological process: double-strand break repair via homologous recombination; DNA replication. Gene Ontology annotation, cellular component: cytoplasm; chromosome; RecQ family helicase-topoisomerase III complex. NCBI's taxonomy places the organism in Eukaryota, Fungi, Ascomycota, Dothideomycetes, Venturiales, Sympoventuriaceae.